AUGUGUGCGUCACAAUUGGAGGAGUUACGAGGGAUGCGCCCUGGUCCAGCAUCCGAGCCGGACAGCCCACGCAUAGUCGGGGAAGACACACCAACGGACUGCGAAAACCUAGAGACAUGGUACCGCAUUCAACGGACAAUUCGAAACACAGCUGAAGCUCCAGAGACUGGUUCUGAUACGAGAGAAACGCGAUCCGAAGCUUACAGGAUCUCGAGGACUGAAAUAAUCAAGUGUCCUGUUGGGUUAGAACUUCUAGCGAACUGGCUGCGAAUAGAUCAGGAGGCUUCAGACAAGGAGAAAAGAAAGGUGCUUAUUGGAGAAUUACAGGAGAGUUAUCUCAACGAACGCUCUCAUGUUCGCGCUCUUGCUGCCCAACAAGGCCGGUCAUUGGAUGAGAUCCACGCCUGGUUUAUGAAUAAGGUACGGGACUUGGAGGCGAUUAGCUUCGACGAAGGGCUGGGCCGGAAAGCUACAUAA
Molecule: messenger RNA, 477 nt
Organism: Aspergillus chevalieri
Lineage: Eukaryota; Fungi; Ascomycota; Eurotiomycetes; Eurotiales; Aspergillaceae
Exons: 2
Coding region: 1-477 (158 amino acids)
Source: RefSeq, a predicted model, not a curated record